Messenger RNA from Melanotaenia boesemani (Boeseman's rainbowfish), 2634 nucleotides. RefSeq names its product solute carrier family 2 member 8 (gene slc2a8). Bases 231 to 1736 code for a protein of 501 amino acids. Gene Ontology annotation, cellular component: membrane. The transcript is spliced from 10 exons. The record is from RefSeq and is a predicted model, not a curated record. Lineage: Eukaryota; Metazoa; Chordata; Actinopteri; Atheriniformes; Melanotaeniidae. Gene Ontology annotation, molecular function: transmembrane transporter activity. Gene Ontology annotation, biological process: transmembrane transport.
UUGAGAUCAGCUGAUUGGAAUGUUGACGGAGCAGGUUUAGCAGCCGGUGGAUGAAACGAAGGUCCCGCAGACCGGUUCUGCGGCUCUGAACGUCCUCAUGAUCUCUGCUGUUUGUUGGCUUUUAUUUUCCUGACCCGCGUGACGUCUUUGUUCUCACCGCCUGACAGCUGAUCCGCGUGACUCGGGAGAGGAGAAGGUGAGGAAGACCUGGAGGAGCACGAGCUGCCGACAUGGACAUCCAGGGCGAGAGAAGGAGACUGCUGGAGGCGGAGAGCGGAGACACGAACCCGUCCGGACUCAUGUCCGAGCAGGACGCGUACCUGAGCAAAGUGAAGAACGGGAAGCUGUUCCUGGCGACGUUUGCCUCCGUUCUGGGUCCCUUGAGCUUCGGCUUCGUGCUGGGAUACAGCUCCCCGGCCAUCCCCGAGCUCACCCGGGACGCCGACCCUCGGCUGAGGCUGGACGACGUCCAGGCGUCCUGGUUCGGGUCCAUAGUGACGGUGGGAGCGGCGGUGGGGGGGCUGUUGGGCGGUUGGAUGGUGGAGAAGAUUGGCAGGAAGCUCAGCCUGAUGUUCUGUUCGCUGCCCUUCGUCUUCGGUUUCACCAUCAUCAUCGCCGCGCAGAACGUGUGGAUGCUGUACAUCGGCAGAGUGCUGACCGGCCUCGCCAGUGGAGUCACGUCGUUGGUGGUCCCGCUGUAUAUUUCGGAGACGGCUCACGAGAAGGUCCGGGGGACGCUGGGCUCCUGCGUGCAGCUCAUGGUGGUGCUCGGCAUCAUGGGAGUUUACCUUGCAGGUCUGUUCAUGGACUGGCGCUGGCUGGCGAUCUGCUGCUCCAUCCCGCCGACGCUGCUGAUGGUCUGCAUGUGCUUCAUGCCGGAGACGCCGCGCUUCCUGCUGUCGCAGGGCAAGAGGCGGGAGGCCGAGGAGGCGCUGCGCUUCCUGCGAGGGCCGGACACCUCCGUGGAGUGGGAGUGCGCUCGGAUCGAGGACGCCUGCGACGAACAGGGCUCCAGCUUCCAGAUGUCGGAUCUGAAGGACGCCGGCGUCUACAAGCCGCUGCUGAUCGGCAUCAUGCUGAUGGUCUUCCAGCAGAUGACGGGCAUCAACGCCAUCAUGUUCUACGCUGAGAACAUCUUCGAACAGGCGCACUUCAAGGAGAGCGACCUGGCCUCAGUCAUCGUGGGUCUGAUUCAGGUGGUCUUUACAGGAGUAGCAGCUCUCGUCAUGGACCGGGCCGGCAGGAAAGUCCUUCUCAUCGUCUCAGGUGUUGCCAUGGCGAUCAGCACCACAACUUUUGGGGUUUACUUCUACUUGAUGUCCAAAGUCCACAACACCACGUUGCACAGCGCUGUGACGCUGGAGCUGCAGACCGGGGUCGGGGAAGAACCCCACGCUGACCUGGCCUGGCUGGCCCUGGCCAGCAUGGCCGUCUUCAUCUCAGGUUUCGCCAUCGGUUGGGGUCCCAUCCCCUGGCUGAUCAUGUCCGAGGUCUUCCCCUCCAAAGUGAGGGGGUUUGCCAGCGCCGUGGUGGUGCUCACCAACUGGAGCAUGGCCUUCAUCGUCACCAAGUUCUUCCAAAACAUGAUGGUCCUUCUGACCAAUGCAGGGACCUUCUGGCUGUUUGCAUCUAUGUGCACCGUUAACGUCAUCUUCACCAUCAUCUUUGUCCCAGAAACCAAAGGCAAGACUCUGGAGCAGAUCGAAGCCGUCUUCAGAGGAACGUCGGGUCCGUGAAGCGUCCAAAUGUCGGAAAACGAGCUGGUAUUCCUGAACCGACUGCUUCUCCGGGGACUAUCUGAUUUAAACACUUUUAUUAUUAAUUUUCUAAUUUUCUGGUGCAGUUCCAGCUGAAGCUAAUAAGUAAUAAUUCCUGCCUUCAUGAACAGGAUUAUGUCCAGAAUUUGUUCAGGAUUAUUUUAAGUGUCAUCAAACUCAAGACAGGCUGAUGUGACUCCAUACUGCCCCCUGCUGGUGUGACAGUUUUCCUCUGAGUUUGACAGAUUUAAUCUGAGAAGCGAACACGACUUUAAUCUGACUCUUUCAGUAGCGUCUGCAGUUUAACUUUAAUGUGCCGAAUCAGCUUCUCCCUGCAGCAUCUCGUGCCACCCUCACCAGGAAGACACCGUCUGGACUUUUCACUUUCAUUUUUUAUUGUUAGCCUCUGAGCAUCACUGCCUACGUGAUAAUUUGGGUAAAUUGAGAUAUCCGUCUAAUUGACUGCAUCAUUAUCCUUAAAAUCUUAUAUGACCUUAAAAUAUGCUGUGAGGCUAACGUUACCUGAAAUGUCAGUAGAGUUGCUGUGUUGUUCAUCAUCAGGUAAAAGAAGCCAAACAGACUCAGUUUUUUAACAUGAUGAUCAGAGGUUCAGGCUGUGAGCUGUAACCUGUAUGGUUGGGAUUAUUUUGUAAUGUUUUUUAAUAAUUUGUGGUGCAUUCUUGUAAUGGUAAUGUUUGAAACUUGCAUUUGACCUCUGAGCUCCUUCUUUUCCUUCUCCUGUGGAAAAAAAGUCUUUUUUCUUUGGUUUUUUUGUGGAUUUGAGGCUGAUGAAACGGACGAUUUAGAGACUGUUUACUGUGAUGCUGAAUCUCAUCAUGAACUGACUAUAUAAAUAAACAAAUGUUUUUUGUAAGCA